UCAAAUAGAUUGUCAAAAGCACAACCGCCAAACGGACGAACGGGAGCGGAACAUUUGGCCAUAGACAAACCAAAUAUUUGGCAUUACUUGUUCUUGUUCCUAUAGCAGUAAAUACUCGUUUAUUCCAUCUCGGCAACGUUAAAACAAAUUAGUAAAGCAGCAUGGAACCAAUGACAUUGGGUAGUGCCCCUGGAAGCCCUUCUUCUCCAAGCGCUAAUCCAAAUUAUCUACCUGCCUUUCUGAUGGGAAAUGCAAAACCAGCAUCUCCCAAUUCUCCAGAACUACGGAAAAAUAUAUCUUUUAACUUAACACCUUCGGAUAGAAGCUCAAUGAGGCAGAAAUUAUUCAGUCCGAGUGUACCGGAUGUGCCAAAGCAUUUACCACUUUCUGUUGAAUCAAACACCACGCCCGGCCCUCCAAAACAAAGUCUCUUUGACACGCUGGACGUAAGACGGUCUAUUAAUACGAACACCCCUAAGUCAAUUACACAUACCCAAAACUCUUUUCAACAUGACAGUUUCUCGCAUAGUUUUAACGAAACGUCCGUAGAGCGUGCCGAUUUAAUGCGUCAAGCAACAGCGUGCAGUAAUUUAUGGGUGACCGUCUUCGGAUUUCCCACGACUGCGUCUGGUAGUAUAUUUACACAGUUUGCCAGUUGCGGUAUGAUCACGGACAAACGUUUUCCGGCACAAGGUAACUGGAUGCACUUGAAAUUCAGCAACACACUGGAAGUCUCCAAAGCUCUUUCCUUAAAUGGUAAACUGAUAUCGAAUUCGAUUAUGAUUGGAGUAGUUCCUUAUCAAAACAAUACGGUUCGUGAAAGCGGGGAAAGUCCUAUGCCAAAAACACCUACAAGAGCACGAUCUCUUCGUUUGUCCUUUGUAUCUCCCCAAAAUUCAAACAUGGUAAUAACGCCCGAGAAUGUACCUCAAAAAUCAACUGGAAUUCUGACCAAAGCUAUGGAUUAUGUCUUAGGAUGGUAAAACAUUUAAAGGUGAUUUAUAUAUAUAUAUAAUUAAUUUACACGAACAUUAAACAUUUUAUAUCAACUAAA
Molecule: messenger RNA, 1054 nt
Organism: Photinus pyralis (common eastern firefly)
Lineage: Eukaryota; Metazoa; Arthropoda; Insecta; Coleoptera; Lampyridae
Product: nucleoporin Nup35-like
Exons: 2
Coding region: 162-983 (273 amino acids)
Biological process (GO): NLS-bearing protein import into nucleus; regulation of DNA-templated transcription; nuclear pore organization
Cellular component (GO): nuclear pore central transport channel; nuclear membrane; nuclear pore nuclear basket
Molecular function (GO): phospholipid binding; structural constituent of nuclear pore; single-stranded DNA binding
Source: RefSeq, a predicted model, not a curated record